AUGGAAAUGCAGAAUUCGAGCAGUAAGAUAAAACUGCCGAUAAUCAAGAUCCCCAUCUUCAGGACUGGGUAUGAGAAUUGGACAGCAUUUCAUGACCUGUUUCAGAAAUUAAUUCACUCCAACGACGCGUUAUCCAGCACAGAAAAAAUGCACUAUUUAAAAAGUCAUGUGGAUGGAGAAGCUGCCAGGUUGAUUCAACAUCUACACAUCAGCGAGAGGAAUUACGAAACAGCAUGGGACAUAAUAACCAAGCGGUACCACAACACGAGACUAAUUACAUCAAAAUUACUGGACAAAAUACUCGACUUCCCGGUGAGCCAUAAAGAAGAUGCACAUCAAGUGAGGAUGCUUCACGAUACAAUACACGAGUGUCGGGAAGGGAUCAACAACAUCGGACAUGAUACAACCUCAUGGGGUCCAAUAAUAACAAAACUUAUUUCCAGAAAAUGGGACACAGAAACUAACAGGAUAUUCGAGCAGUCUCUCAAAAAUCCAACCGAGACGCCGGCACUAGAGGAAGUGAUGGAGUUCAUGAAGUCAAGAUUCCAAUCUCUGGAGGCGUUAGCAAUGAAGAGAGGAGAUCAACCACCAUCAUCAUACAAGCCUAACUGGGUCGGAAAUAAGCAACCAAACUGCACAUACUGUAAGGAACAACACCAAAUCGAAAUGUGCCCAAAAUUCGGCAAACUAUCCGUUGCCGAAAGAAUCAAAAUUGUAAAAGAGCAACAGUUAUGCUUCAAGUGCAUACGCCAUAGCUGCAAUACGAAAUGUUACUCGCUUAAAAACUGUUCUACAUGCAGGUACCCUCACCACUCGCUACUACACCAAACCUCAAGGACAGCUCCAGCCACAAGAGGAAGCCAAGCAAUGUCCCACGCAUCUACAGCAGCCAAAGAAAUGGAAAUCAAGAAAGAAGAUCAACAAGUCCUCUUGGCAACAGCAAUAGUACAGGCCCAAGACAUCCUGGGACAACGCCAUCUACUACGAGCACUGGUAGACCCAGGAUCCCAAGCGUCAUUCAUCACCGAGCAAGCAGCUCAGCAACUGAUGGUACCCAGGCAGAAAACAAGGGCAAUGGUAUCUGGAUUGGGAGAAGGAAGUCCGACCAACGCAAGAGCAAAAGGGACGGUACAUCUCCACCCUCGUCAGUCUAGCAAAUACACACUGACAACAGACCUCAUCGUGUUACCGAAAAUAACUGGGAUGUUACCAAUGAAGUCAAUGGAAUUCGAUUUGGAACCAUGGCAGACCAAGAUCCUAGCAGACCCAACCCUCAACAUCACAGGUCCAAUACAUGUGCUACUGGGAGCCCAAGACUACGCCAAAAUCAUACUAAACGGUGUUACAAAAACGGCGUCUGCAUUGCUAGGACAGCAGACCGAAUUGGAAUGGAUAGUGUCCGAUCAAGUCAUGUAUCCAGAGAAAAAAGGCACACCAGUCAUCGGGAUGGUUUCAACAAUGGAAGAAGAAAGAAACCUGUCAAAAUACUGGGAAAUGGAGGAAGUCGAGGUGUCAAGCCGCUCCAAAGAAGAAGACAUACAAUGUGAGAACCAUUAUAUGGCCACCACCACAAGAGGGCGAGAUGGAAGGUAUACAGUGAGGAUACCAUUUAAAGAAGCGCCUACCAUGGUUAACAGUUCCCGUUCGCUAGCAGUAGCUCGACUGCACCAAUUGGAAAAGAAGCUAGAAAAGGAGCAUCGAGUACGCGAGCAGUACAAAGCGUUCCUUCAGGAGUACAUAGACCUGGGCCACAUGAAACUAGUACCCCCCAAGGGAGAAGGAAGAUACUACAUUCCACAUCAACCAGUCAUCAAGGAAGCAAGUGCCACAACAAAGUUAAGAGUCGUGUUUGACGCGUCCGCAACCACACGGUCACGAAAGAGCCUCAAUCAAACCAUGCACGUGGGACCAAGACUGCAAGAAGAAUUGGCAGACAUCCUGGUGAGAUGGAGAAAACACCCGGUAGCGUUCACAGCAGACAUACAAAAAAUGUAUCGUCAAAUAAACAUACAUGAGGACGAUCAACCACUGCAGACUAUACUCUGGAGAUUCAAUCAGCAUCAACCCAUACAAGAAUACCAGUUAACCACAGUUACAUAUGGGACAACUGCAGCACCUUAUUUGGCAACACGCACCCUACAACAACUCGCGAAGGACGAAGAAAAAGAAUACCCUAACGCAUCAAGGGUUGCGUUAACCGACUUCUAUGUGGACGAUGUGCUAACAGGGGCCCAAACCAUCGAGGAAGCCAACCAACUACAACAAGAGCUAACAGCCAUGCUAGACAAAAGAGGAUUCAAGCUACACAAAUGGUCAACGAACAAACUACAAAUGCUACAAUCAAUCCUUGACGAAUUAAGAGAUCCAUCCGUAUCACAAUUCAAGGACGAAGAAAUGAAGAAGUCAUUAGGGAUACUGUGGAUACCACAUCAAGACGUGUUCACAUUUAAGAUAGAAGAAGGCAAUCCCGCAACGACCAAGCGUGGUAUAUUAUCAGCAGUAGCAAAAAUAUUCGAUCCAUUAGGAUGGUUGGCACCCGUAACCAUAAUGGCAAAGCUGCUCAUCCAACGAUUAUGGUUAACAAACGCUUCAUGGGACGAAAACAUACCGGAAAGUUUAAGGAUGGAAUGGUUGAAGUUCACCUCCGACAUUGGCUCAGUCGAGGAAAUUCAGAUCCCAAGAUGGAUACAUAACAAGAACGAAACAUUGGAGAUACAUGGGUUCUGUGAUGCAUCAGAGAAGGCGUACGGGGCGGUAGUUUACACAAAAGCCAGCCAAGGGAAAGUGUCACUGCUAAUGGCAAAAUCCAAGGUAGCCCCUGCACGCACGAAGCCAACAAUACCGAAGUUGGAAUUAUGUGCAGCCGUUCUACUAGCCAGGCUGAUCAAGAGAGCAACAACAGCACUCCAGGAAAAAGACAUCACCAUCUUCGCAUGGACAGAUUCAAUGAUUACUCUGGCAUGGAUAAAAGGAGAGCCAAGCAGAUGGAAGACAUUCGUAUACAACCAAGAGAUGAAGAGUUUCAGCAUAAAAGCAAUUGUUGUCACCAUACUAAUGAUGAUGAUAGGCACUACAGUGGCAGAGUACAACAUCACGCAUCCAAACCCAGGGUUUUACAUAGAACACAUGGGAGAUGGAAGGAUUGAACGAGGAAUUUUCCGGAUCGAUAUUCAAUACAAGAAAACACGGAUAAAUGAAGACAUCCACGCAACGCUGCAAUCAAUUACACAUUUCAAGGAGCUAUGCAACAAGACAGCAGAAAUAGCAGGAAAUUCACACUGUACCGAAUUAGUGCAACUUCUCGAGGAUCACGAAAAUGAAAUACAAUGGUUAAAGGAAGAAAUAGGCAGCACGAUGGUUGAACGAAGGAAGCGAGGAAUAUUGGGGGACAUACUUACAGCAGUAUUCGGAGUCAACGAUGAAGUAUAUAAGGACAUCGCCUCACUGAACAAAAAUUAG
Photinus pyralis (common eastern firefly) is the source of this 3459-nucleotide messenger RNA. RefSeq lists its product as uncharacterized. Bases 1 to 3459 code for a protein of 1152 amino acids. NCBI's taxonomy places the organism in Eukaryota, Metazoa, Arthropoda, Insecta, Coleoptera, Lampyridae. Gene Ontology annotation, molecular function: aspartic-type endopeptidase activity. The record is from RefSeq and is a predicted model, not a curated record. Gene Ontology annotation, biological process: proteolysis. The transcript has a single exon.